Molecule: messenger RNA, 1464 nt
Organism: Exophiala spinifera
Lineage: Eukaryota; Fungi; Ascomycota; Eurotiomycetes; Chaetothyriales; Herpotrichiellaceae
Exons: 2
Coding region: 1-1464 (487 amino acids)
Molecular function (GO): oxidoreductase activity; zinc ion binding
Source: RefSeq, a predicted model, not a curated record
AUGGUUGAGAUCUGCUGUGAGACAGUGGAUGCCUCGCUGUAUAAAGUGCGAGAACUCCUCCCUGGCUUCAUUGCUGCCGUCUCAAAGCUUGUCCGACAGUCUAAUUCAUUCUUCUUUCGACAGAAAAAGAGAUUUGCACCACUAGCCAUCAUGAAUACCGUCGCUGCCAACAAGGCAGAACAAGCAAUCGGGGACAGACCGACGGCUACCACCAACCAGUACAAAACUCGUCCCAAUGAGACCAUGCUUGCACUGCGUUGGUACGGCGACAGGGAUGUCCGAGUUGAAGAAGUCCCGGCGCCCACCAUAACCGAGCCUGCCGAUGCCGUCGUGAAAGUCACCGGUACGACAGUCUGCGGUAGUGAUCUGCAUCUGUACCACAAAGAGAUUAUGCAGCUGCAGAAAGGUGAGAUCUUGGGACAUGAGUUUAUGGGCAUAAUCGACGAGGUCGGGCCCGCAGUCAAAGGCCUCAAAGUAGGCGACCGAGUCGUUGCCAGUUUCCAGAUUGCUUGUGGCGAGUGUGAGUUCUGUAAAGAAGGCCUUAGCAGUAUGUGCGAUCGCACGAACUCGUCUGCUUUGCAAGAAAAGCUCUAUGGAAAACCAUUUGCUGGAUUAUUCGGCUACUCCUUCUUCGCUGGCGGCUUUCCUGGCGGCCAGGCCGAGUAUGUUCGGGUACCAUUUGCGACCAACAAUCUUCUCAAGAUCCCCGACCAUGUCCCAAAUGAGAAAGCGUUGUAUCUGAGCGACAUCGUCCCGACCUCCUAUCAUGCCACCGUCUGCGCCGAGGUCUCAAAAGGCAAGAGCGUUGCGGUCUGGGGUCUCGGGCCUGUCGGCAUGCUUGCGUGCAAAUGGAGCAAGCUUGAGGGAGCGAGACGCGUGAUCGCCAUCGACCAGGUGCCAGAGCGCCUUGCUCUCGCCCGGGAUCUUGGCUGCGACACUAUCGACUUCUCGAAGGUCAAGGACGUUGUCGCCGAGAUCUAUAAACUCGAGCCCCAAGGCGUGAAUUGCUGCAUCGAUGCCGCCGCCUUCCGGUACACCAAGACGCUGUUGCAGAGCGCUGAGCGCCUUGUAGGCUUGGAAACAGACAGCAGCGAGAUAGCGAACGAGACUAUCCGUGCAUGUCGAAAAUUUGGCACGGUCUCGAUUGUGGCAGAUUACGCCGCAAUGACGAACCAGUUCCUCAUCGGAGCCUUGAUGGAGAAGGGCAUCACGUACCGUGGCUGCGGCCAAGCUCCUGUGCAAAAGUACUGGCACCAGUUGCUGAAGAAGAUUGAGAGCGGCGAAUUUGACCCUACUAUUGUCCUAACCCAUAGGUUUUCGAUUGAGGAGUUCAGCGGCCUGUAUGAGGCCUUCGAUAAGAAGAAGUAUGGAAUAUUGAAGACCUAUGUGCAGACAAGGUUCUCCCCACCACCGACCCCAGGCACUCCCAAAUUGAGCAGCUUCGCGUCGGGAGAUUUUCUCUAG